This is a messenger RNA of Serpula lacrymans var. lacrymans S7.9, 1874 nucleotides long. RefSeq lists its product as uncharacterized. The record is from RefSeq and is a predicted model, not a curated record. Gene Ontology annotation, molecular function: oxidoreductase activity. The transcript has 16 exons. Lineage: Eukaryota; Fungi; Basidiomycota; Agaricomycetes; Boletales; Serpulaceae. Bases 167 to 1840 code for a protein of 557 amino acids.
ACACGGCAAACCGUACCAAGAGUGGAUCGGCGACAAAAGGAAACAACUUGAUAAAAUUGCUGAUUUCAACAAGAACGACAGGAAGGACACAGAUCCAGUACCUUCUAGGUUUGGAGGGUAUUGCAACCAUGGUGCUGUAUCGUUCCCGCCUUGGCACCGUCCUUAUAUGUUACUGGUUGAGCAAAUUAUUGGCACCAUAGCUGAAGAACUGGCGAAACAGAUCGAGCAACGCAAUUAUAGCGAAAGGAAUUUGUGGGUUCCAGCUGCGAGGCAGCUACGCUUCCCAUACUGGGAUUGGGCAGCAGAAGAUGUUGCGAGAAAUGGUCUUCCCCGGGUCCUCAAGGAGGAUAAACUGAAGGUUUUUAUGGGAGGCCGUAACGAAAUCGAGGUUGCGAAUCCCCUCUCUUACUACCCGUAUGUUGGUGAAAUACCACCUGACUUUCAGGACGUGGAGAGUGUAAAUGGAGUUUCAUAUUUUUCUCAGUGGCGUCGCAGCUUCCGGUACGCAGAAAGCUCACCAGAUGCAAAACGCAGUAACAUACAGGCUCUUGAAAGGGUACUUAAAAGAAAUGUACCUGACAUGAGGCGCAAAAUCGCGCUUCUAUUCACAUUUCCCAAUGGAGAAGAUUCUGCAAAAGCCUGGGAUGAGUUCUCCAACACUGCGAUGGAGUCCAAAAGAGAAAAUGAUCAAACUCUUAGAGGCUCGCUUGAAGGUGUGCAUAAUAACGUGCACAGUUACCUAGGCGGCAACGGGCAUAUGAGUGAUCCUGACUACGCGGCCUUCGACCCUAUCUUCUUCCUUCACCACAGCAACGUUGAUAGAUUAUUCUCCUUGUGGGAAUGGUGCUACCCUAAGUAUUGGAUGCAAGACGGUUAUACUUAUGAUGGUACAGCUUACCCCUGGACCCAGGAUCGGGGUACUUAUCAUCAAGUGUACAAUGAGCAAGUCCUCCCGAGAGGAAAUUUAGCUCCCUUCAGAACCGAAAAGGGAGAGUAUUGGACCUCCGAGCAAACACGUUUUCUGGAUCCAAAAAUUCCAGGCUUCCACCCUAAAUAUUACUCUUAUCCGGAGUUCGAAGGCAUCAAAGUCGACCUACCUGCUAAUGAUGCAAUGCGUAAUGCGGGCAGAAAUAAGAUAGCAAAGCACUAUGGAUUCAACCCCAGAGAUUCCGCACACAGAGGCAGGGGAACACACCCAUCAUUCCCAAUUCCCAGGAAUAUACCCGUCGGCAUUCCUGACAAUUAUGAAAUGAUACCACAAUAUCGGUCUUUCGUAGUUCAGGUCAGACUCUUAGAACACGCUUACAACAGGUCGUACAGCUUCAACUUGACGUACAAAACGCCCUCCGGAAGUGAGGAGUACGUUGGUUCGGUAUCUGUCUUUGCGCGAGCAGACCAUUCGCCCUGUGCAGAGUGCGCUUCUCGACGUGCUUCCCGUUCAGUUGUCCGCGGAGUCAUUCCUAUACCCGACACCUUGGUGGAGAAGAUCAUCAGUCUGAUCCUAGCUGCGGGAUCCUUCGAAGCCAUCUUGGGGAACAUUAAGAAAGGUCUGACUGGAGAACUCGUCGACUCCACAGGCCAGAAACUAGCCACUGCAGAAGGCGGUGAUGAUGCAGAGGAUGUACCAGCUGGCAGGUCAACGUCCGCGAAAGUGACUCCCCUCACUAUCUCGCUCUUGUCUAGUGCCAUUGCGGAAGAUGCAGAUGAUUCGGUCUACAUGCUAGACUCCAGCAACCAUGGGGAUAUCUUUAGUACGGGUGGCUGGCCACGCACGAGGACUCUCGCCUGGAAUGAACGAAUAUGCAUCUACAACGUAAAAAUAAAUAAGGCCGUGUUGUGACUUGUACGAUAGAGUUGAUGGGUAUUAUCUGUUG